CUGAAUUGCAAGAAUCCAAGCAUAAGUCAACACAAAGUCUUCUGCUUCCAUUUAUGAUGGCUUAACUACCAUUUCCAGCUACUCCAAUGAUCAAAACGUUGUUAAUCAUUACUCAAAUCAUAAACCCAAUUGAGCAAGAAACCAGAAGAAAAAUAACCUCGAAAUCGCCAUGAAAAAUUUUCCUGCUUUCCUCUUCUUCACUCUGUUAUUUCUUUUGCAACUCUCAUCGUCUUACAUCCUUCCUCAGCAGUACUUCAUCGACUGUGGUUCAGAUUCGACAGUUCCGAUAACUCUCGCUGGCCGGAACUUCAUUGUUGACAGUUCUCAUGGUUCCUUCUCCGUCGGAGCAAGUGAAGCUGUCGUAAACGACGCAGCAGACCCGUCUCUGCCACUUUAUCGAACAGCGAGAAUUUACAGAAACCCAUCUUCCUUUGAUUUCAAGAACAUCACUGAAAAUGUCACUUAUCUCAUCCGCCUCCAUUUCUUUCCCUUCACGUCGCACCGGGGGAUAAACCUUGUGGACUCAGUGUUUCAUGUUUGGGCUUCUAAUUUUUCUCUCUUAUCCAAUUUUACUGUACGGAACAGCCAUGAAUUUCCUGUAAUUACGGAUUUCUUGCUGAGAGCCAAGGAUAAUACUCUCAGUAUAUAUUUUGCUCCGGCUGAUGGAACCUCUGUUGCUUUUGUGAACGCCAUUGAAGUGUUUCUUGCUCCUGAAGAUUUUAUAAUCAACGAUGCUCCGCGUGUUACUUCGGGAGGAAGUGAUGGUGUCUACAAGGGUUUGGUUUCUCAGGGUUUACAAACCGUUUACAGGGUUAAUGUGGGAGGAGAAGAAAUCAAUGACUCACCAACGGUGACACUGGGUUGGGUACCGGAUGAUGAAUAUGUUGUUAAUGGAGGUUCUUCUGUUCAAAACUGCAGUUUAUAUAAUGACAGACUUAGAUAUGGCGAGUUGAAGAAACAGCCUGAGGAGAAUGUUAUCCCUGAUCUUGUUUACAAGACUUGCAAGAAAGUGGAAGCAGGAAAUGGGGUUUCUCCUAACAUAACUUGGAGAUUCAAUGUGAGUCAAAAUACUGGUCUUCUUGUCAGGGUACAUUUUUGUGAUACACAGAGUUCCUCAGCUAAUAUGCUUAAUUUCAGUCUCUAUAUCUAUGGAAACUUCAGAAAGAAUAUAAAUCCGUAUGCCAAUGGAGAUCUUUCUGACACAGGUGUCCCUUUUUAUUAUGAUUUUGUUGUUGAGUCUGAUCACACUGGAUUCUUAAAUGUUAGCAUUAGCCUUGCAUCUGAUAAUGAAAGCACCAUACAAACAUUUGCAUAUCUGAAUGGGUUAGAGAUUAUGGAGUUCAUGAAAGAAUCCCAUCUGGCUCUUCAGCUAACCAAGGCUAAGAAUAAGAAAAUCCUACAUAUCAUUAUUCCUUUAGUUUCUGCUGUGUGUUCUUUGUUUGUGUUGAUGGUGAUGGUAUUUUUGGGUUUGAAAUGGAGGAAAGGUAAGCAAGUUGAGACUAUAAUAUCUGAGGCUAUGCUUCCUUACCAAGGAGGACAAGGCGGUAGUCUCUAUAGUAGGGUGAGUGAUAGAACUAUAACUUCCUCUCCUGUCCCAAACUUGAACCUCAAACUAAAGAUAUCAUUUGCUGAAGUUUUGGAGGCAACCCACAACUUUGAUUCUAAGUUGCUGAUUGGUGAAGGUGGAUUUGGCAAAGUUUACAAGGGGGUUCUUAAGACUGGAAAGAAAGUAGCUGUAAAGAGAAGUGACUCAAGACAUGGACAAGGCCUCCCGGAGUUCCACACCGAGAUUAUUGUGCUCUCCAAAAUCUGCCAUCGUCAUCUUGUUUCCUUGAUUGGUUAUUGUGAUGAGGGUGCGGAGAUGAUACUGGUGUACGAGUUCAUGGAGAAGGGGACUUUAAGAGACCAUCUCUAUAGUUCCAACAGUAAUGAGAAGAAGCAAUCUGCACUUUCUGGGUUAACUUGGAAGGAACGGCUUGAAAUUUGCAUUGGUUCUGCAAAGGGCCUUCAUUACCUUCACACAGGAUCAGAUGGGGGAAUUAUUCAUCGAGAUGUGAAGUCGACAAACAUCUUGCUCGAUGAAAACUAUGUGGCUAAAGUUGCUGACUUUGGUCUUUCAAGGUCAGGUCCUCCUGAUCCUGAUGAUUUCAGCAUGGGAAUUAAGGGCAGCUUUGGUUAUCUAGAUCCUGAGUACUUCACAAGCUUUCAAUUCACAGAAAAAUCUGAUGUUUAUUCUUUUGGUGUGGUUCUUCUUGAAGUGCUUUGUGCUAGACCUGCCAUUAUUACCUCGAGUAAGAUACAGGAGGUGAACUUAGCUGACUGGGGUUUGUUCUGGCACAAGAAAGGGCAACUUGAAAAGAUUAUUGACCCAUUGUUGGUGGAUCAUAUAAAUCCUAACUCACUGAGAAUUUUUGGUGAAGUAGUUGAGAAAUGUCUGAGGGCAAAUGGAGCUGAUAGGCCUACUAUGCUUGAUGUACUCUGGGACUUGGAAUACGCAUUGCAGAUGCAACAAAAUAAAGUUCGAAGAGAGCCACACGAGGAUAGCACAAUGGAUGCCUCAUUCGAGUUAGGAUUGCCUGUUGUGGGGCGCUUGGCUUCGAUCAACUUCCCAUUCGAGAAAGAUGACAAAGAAGAGGACGGUGAUUCAGAAAUAACAGCUAGUGCAGUUUUCUCCCAACUGAAGAUCGAAGGUGCUAGAUAAUCUUCAAUAGUUUGCAUAUUAAUAAGUCUAGUGUCUAUGGUUUAUUGUUUACCAUUGAAUGUGUUUAUAGUUGCUACUAAAAUAUUCUUGUAGUUCAAGUUGUUUCAUUACAAGGGCUGUAAAUUUCCUUGUGAUGUAUGGAGAAGUCUUGUGGUUUGAUGUAUUUCUGUACUCAAAACAUCAAAUGGA
Messenger RNA from Carica papaya (papaya), 2890 nucleotides. Lineage: Eukaryota; Viridiplantae; Streptophyta; Magnoliopsida; Brassicales; Caricaceae. The record is from RefSeq and is a predicted model, not a curated record.